AUGGAAGAUACCAAGCGGAACAGCGGCUCCUACGCCGAGCGAGCUGGCAAUAUUAAUAUUGCUCUCCGCAAGACGCCGGACAGCUCUGCCCCAAGGCGCGCAACGUCAUACCGUCGCCCAGCCGAUGCCCAACCAGCUGGCGCAUCUCCACCCGAGACCGCCAUGUCCACCGCCAUGCCCAGUAACACUGCCCGCCCAGUCGUAGCUUCCUCCUCAGAUCCUGUCACUCAGAGGCGCCGGAACAGCAAGAUUAUCCUUCCUCCCACCACCGGCGCAAUGGGCGAGUCCAUACCGGCUGCGCCAGACGUACCGCGCGCACCACCCUCGUCGUACAGAGACCCAUACUCGAGGGGUGUCAGGGUCCCGGCACGCACAAGCUCUGGGCGGGCGCGCGAUCCAGCUAUCCAAUUGAACCCUAGCAGGCAACAGGCGACCAUCCAAACAGCCGCAGACAGACUCUACAACCUACGGUCACCGCCAUAUGCUCCCGUCGAGCCACUGGCAGGAGCUGUAGGGCGCCGAGGCUCCCAACGUGGUCCUUCUGUGCCAGACCGUUCACCGCUCCAGAAGCUGGAAGGCAAGCUGGAUGACAUCAGCAAAGAGGAGAGGAGAGCGAGGAUACUGGAAGCCGAGUUGGCAGCGCAAGAGAAGGCUGAGGCCGAGGCACGGGAAAGGCGAGCGCGAGAAGCCGCUCAAAACCAGCAGCGAGUCGUAUCUCAGCCCGUGGCAACACCAGACAACACCUCUGGUGCGCCCAACCGAGUAGGUAGUAGCAAGCGUCAUGUUUCAAUGCCAACAGAGAAGAAGCAUGCGUCUCCGCAAAUAACUCAGUGGGAAUCCGACAAUGGCUUCAUUUACGAUAUCAACGAGCCCUGGGAUCCUUCUCAACCCGAGGGCGGAGCAGUCCAACCCGCUCAACAGGCUACCAGGCACAAAGGCCAAGCUGUUCCGCGAAGCACCAGUCUAAAAGGCAAGGAGCCGGUUAGGGGCUCACCGCACAGUGGUAGUUAUAGCGACCGAAGCUCACUUCCUUCGCAGAAAAACCACAAGCCUGCUGCUGAUGCUGCAGGACUUGGCCUGGUCGGUGUAGACGAUACAUCUGCCGGGGCUGAAGUCACUCGUGCCGAAAGCAAAAGAGUCCAGGGGAAAAGAGAUAGCCGAGGAGGCAUCAUGGCCGCGCAAACGGACAUGCCGCAAGAGUCUGUUGACCAAAAGGCGGCGCCACGUGUUGUCGAUAUCCCACCAACCAAGCCUCGCAUGCCACCUGUACCCAAGACUACCCCGGUUAUGCCCCCAGUGCCCCAGACGAAUCGAAAGAGUGUCGUUUUCUCCGAGUCAGAGUCUGAGUUGGAUUUUCAUGAUCCCGAGAAGAAAUCUCGCCAUCGUUUCAGCCGCCACGGCGAGCCGGAGAGGACAUACACGCCCAAGGCAGUGCUCGAUGAAUGGAAAAAUGCCCCGGUCGGCGCCCUUGUUGCUGACGAUCUUGACUUGAACGCCCCAGUCACGGCUAACAGCGGCAACAAGGCAUGGUGGGAAGAAACCAAAAUGGCCCGACGGAGACGUUCUAACAGCUACGCGGAACCCAUGUACGAUGGCUAUGCCGAUGACACACAUUUGCCAACCAGCUUUAACCCGCCACUGUAUCUCAAGUGUGGGCCGCUUCUGCGCUACACAGGCCUUCGCAAAGACCGCAGCAAACCAGGCCAAGAGCGCGAGAUAUGGCGAGGCAGUGUCAUGAUUGUCACUGUUGACGCGUCCUCGUCUUAUUCCAAGCCACCGACGUUACGACUGUUCAAACAGCCAAUGGAUAUCCUACCUCCACCACCGGAAGAGGUAGAUCAUGAUCAGCUUGACCCAUCAUAUAUCGAUCCUAUCGAAGGCCAGACCAAAGUGUCGCGCACCGGCAAGACGUUGUUCGUCAGGCCUAUUGAUGAGAUUGUCGAGGACGUAGAUCUAUCGCGCGUCGAGAACAGCACAGGGCUAUUCUCCAAGACUAGGAGCACUGCUAACGGAUCGGCUGCUAAGUCCACUCGCAUCCACAAGCGAGACGGUGAGAAGCUAGGCAAAGUACGCGACUUCCCUGGUAUUCGCCUGCACGCUGAGCGGGGUGUGACUUUCUGGCGCUUCAACAUUGAAGUUGAACUCGGGACUAGCCAAACACGUAUCGCCUACAAGAUCAACCAGGGCCCAGCUAUUGGGUUUUGGGUACCUGCUAAGGGCGAAUCCAUGAACAUCAUGUUCCACAGCUGCAACGGCUUUUCUGCUAGUGUCGAUCCCGAUGAGUUCUGUGGUCCAGAUCCCAUGUGGCGUGACGUCCUCAAUACCCAUCAGACCCGUCCGUUUCACGUAAUGAUUGGUGGGGGUGAUCAAAUUUACAACGAUGCUGCUAUGAGGCAGACAACCUUGUUCAGACAAUGGACCGAAAACAGGAAUCCAUUGCACAAGCACCAUCAACCAUUUUCCGAGGAGAUGCAGAAUGAGCUUGAGCAGUUCUAUCUAGAUCGGUACGCGAUGUGGUUUUCCCAGGGUAUGUUUGGCUUGGCCAAUUCACAGAUUCCUAUGAUCAACAUUUGGGAUGAUCAUGACAUUAUCGACGGCUUUGGUUCAUACCCCCACCACUUCAUGCAAACUCCGGUUUUCACAGGAGUUGGCGCCGUUGCCUUCAAGUACUACAUGCUCUUCCAGCACCAGUCCGUGCCUGCAGAGACCGAAAAGACAGAGCCUUCAUGGGUACUUGGUAAAAGUCCCGGUCCCUACAUCAAAGAGCGAUCAAGAAGCGUUUUUAUGCGACUUGGUCGGCCUGUGGCCUUUCUUGGUCUUGACUGCCGUACGGAGCGGCAGCGGGACGAGAUACUUACCGAGGACUCAUACGACAUCAUCUUUGACCGUCUUGAAGAUGAGAUUAUCAAGGGCGAGACUAAACACUUGAUCGUACUCCUUGGCGUGCCCAUUGCCUAUCCUCGAUUGAACUUUCUCGAGAAUAUCCUGACUAGUAGGAUCAUGGAUCCCAUCAAGGCUCUUGGUCGCACUGGUAUGCUGGGUAACUUUGUGAACAAGUUUGACGGCGGCGUGGAGAUUCUAGAUGACUUGGAUGAUCACUGGACUGCAAAGCACCACAAGGAGGAACGCAACUGGUUCAUUCGUGAGCUGCAACACAUUGCCUCCACCAAAUCUGUGCGUGUCACAAUACUUGGUGGUGAUGUCCAUUUGGCAGCGGUUGGUCAAUUCUACAGCAACAAAAAGCUCAACAUACCAAAAGACAAAGAUCAUAGGUACAUGCCAAAUGUCAUUUCCUCGGCCAUAGUCAACACGCCGCCUCCCGAUAUGAUGGCAGAUAUCAUCAACAAACGAAACAAGAUACAUCAUCUAGACUCGGAGACGGAUGAAGACAUGAUAGCGCUAUUCACCCAUGGUGUGGAUAGAAAAAAGAGAAACAACAAUCAUCUCCUCCCCCACCGAAACUGGUGCAGCAUUCGAGAAUACAAGCCAGGAUCUACACCGUCACAGACACCGUCACCACCUGCGACCCCAGAUGGUACUGGUGCGGGAAGAUCAUUCGCUGAUUUUGCACCUGGUCAGCUGGUGAGACGGUUGAGUGGACAGCAAACCAGGCCUUCUGCACGGCGCCAGGGCCCUCCUGUAUCAUAUCGCAAUAACCCGGCUUAUGCAGCUGCCGAUGACCAGCAAGUGGGCCACCAUCAGCUGAAGUCUUCGUUUUCACCCGAUCGAUCGGAGCCAGAGAGGCCUGCUCAUCCUCGACGCAAUUCUUUAUCCUCUCUAUUCCGUCGUCGACCUUCAAUGGAUGGCGACCGCCCAGGCACCUCGGAAAGCACAACGCCUCGAGGCCGCCGGAGCCAAUCUCAGGACCGACCGUCCAACUUCCAUCGUCGCCCUAGCGUACUAAGUAGAAAGAGCGUGAAGAAGCAGGAGUUCAUCAACCUCGAAGGUGGUCUUGAUAUUUGCCUCAAUGUCGAAGUUUCACAGCACGACCCAGCAGGUAUCACAACACCAUAUCGGCUUCUUGUGCCAGCUCUCGAUUAUGUCGAACCUGAGUCUGAUGCCGAGGUAAAGGAACCCCGUAAACCUCGAGGCUUCUUCCGCGCUUUUGGUGGAAGACGUAAGGCUACCAUCGGUGAAGAUGGUAACUCUAUUUCGGGUAGCGAAAGCGGGAGCGAGCUUGGUGAGAUUUCUAGUGAAGAUGAAGAAGAACGCAAACGACAACAGUACAAAGUCGGGCCCAGGGUAGUGAUUCCAGGUAUUGGUCCACGUAACGGACGGGGGUCUGCCUCUGCUCCUACCACACCUGCAAUACCAACUCCAGCCAUGGCACCAGCCUCUACUGCUACUGCUGCUGCCGCUACCACCACUGCCCCUCGUAACGACCUCCUCAGCUCUGGUUUCCAUGCCAAUUCAGCCCGGACAGCAGGCCCAGCUCAGUCUGAUGGGGCCGUUCACAAUCCUGCGGCUCGAAUCCAAGGACGUCGAAGUCUGGACACUGGGCCGAAUGCCGGUGCUAGAGCCUUUGCUUGGGACAGUGUCGCUGCGAAGAGGAAUGCGAGUGCGCCUCAGCAUCCCCAAGCGACUGCACUUCCAUCUCGCUCCGCUUCCACCCGCAUCCAGCCUACAUAUAGCAACUCUUCCCACAAGUCACAACUACCAGCAACCCAUCCGGAUGAUCCUCUGACAGUGAAAAGGAGACCAGUAGGGGCUACUGGAGGCCAGAGCCCUUACGGUCUCACUGCGACGCAAUCACAAAGGCGAGCCAAGCGUGAAUCAUACCCACCACAUCCCGCAAUUGUUGGUGCAGGCCCCGGUUCGCCGUACGCACGCGACGGACAAGGUCUACAGCCCCGACAAGACACCGCAGGCGGCGACUACUUCAGCAGCGGCGGCCGCGACGGCCAAAGUCACCCCGCCAUGGCCCCCAGACAAGUAAUCGACCCCGAGUACACGGAAAAACCAGUCCAACGCGCAGACUACGCCGCCCAACCCUCCCGAGGCGGCUAUGACCGAACAACCGCUACAUACCCCACCUACCCGCAACGCAACGGCAGCGUCGGCACCGCAAAUCGCUAUCUCGGCGGCGGCGCCCCCUCUGACGAUGAAGAUAGCUUCGACAGCGCUACCGAAGAGGAAACGGGCUUCGCCGAGCAGCAGCAGCAAGGCGAACAGAUGAGCCAGGACAGCUUCAUUGUUCCCAAGCAGAAGAAGAAGUGGCAGAUUUGGAAGUCUUGAGCUGCUGUUUCUUUUACUUUUUUGGGUUUCUUUAAUAUGAUCUCAACCUUUCCCUUGUCCCCACGCUUUGGGGACAGGGAAAGAAACUUGGAUUGGUAAUGAUGUUAUGAUUGGACUUUUUUCUUUCUUAUGAACACACACUUUUUGGGGGGUGUUAUUUCUUGGGGUGAAAAACCAGGGCGUAUGAUGGGCUCUUUUUUUUUGAGCGGUUCUUUUCACGUUCUAGAUAUCCUCCACUUGCUUUAUUUUUACUCAUUGUUGUUGAUGAAUCAUACGUAUUAUCAGUCUUGAUAUUACUUUGCUAUUGUGAAUAUGAGUUGAUAUGUUGAUUUGUUGGUUUAGAUCUUCAGCUCAAAAAAUCUCAGC
This is a messenger RNA of Bipolaris maydis ATCC 48331, 5601 nucleotides long. RefSeq lists its product as uncharacterized. Lineage: Eukaryota; Fungi; Ascomycota; Dothideomycetes; Pleosporales; Pleosporaceae. Gene Ontology annotation, cellular component: membrane. The record is from RefSeq and is a predicted model, not a curated record.